AGCCAGGGACGGAGCCCUGGGGUCAGGCGCUGAGCCACGAGGGGCGCGAUCCGGCUGGAUCCAGCCGAGUGCAGCUCGCCGCCCUGCUCCCUGCUGGCCAGCAUGUCCUUCGUCCCUGUGGCCGAGGAUUCUGACUUCCCCAUCCAAAACCUGCCCUACGGCGUCUUUUCCACCCCAGACAACCCGAGACCGAGGAUCGGCGUGGCCAUUGGCGACCAGAUCCUGGACCUCAGCGUCAUUAAGCACCUCUUCACCGGGCCUGUCCUCUCCAAACACCAGGAUGUCUUUGAUCAGCCGGCUCUCAAUAGCUUCAUGGGCCUCGGCCAGGCCGCCUGGAGGGAGGCGAGAGAGUCCUUGCAGAAUCUGCUGUCCACCAGCUGUGCCAGGCUCCGAGACGACACGGACCUUCGGAGACGGGCGUUCACGGCCCAGGCUUCUGCUGCGAUGCACCUGCCAGCCGCCAUAGGUGACUACACGGACUUCUACUCCUCCCGCCAGCACGCCACCAACAUGGGGAUCAUGUUCCGGGGCGGCGAGAACGCGCUCAUGCCAAACUGGCUGCACUUGCCAGUGGGUUACCACGGCCGUGCUUCCUCUGUUGUGGUGUCAGGCACACCGAUCCGAAGGCCCACGGGGCAGAUGAGGCCCGACGACGCUAAGCCCCCCGUCUUUGGACCCUGCAAGCUCCUGGAUAUGGAGCUGGAGAUGACCAGUACUCGCGGGGCCCGCAGGGGUCACUUGGGACCCACGCGGAGCAGGAAGGAGUUCGAGGCCCCAUGGUGUGUUCCCUGCGGGGGCUGGACGGGGCCACGCUCUGCCUUCUGCUCAGCUCCUGCUGUACGCGGGUGGCGUUCUCACCACGCUUUCUUCGUAGGCCCGGGGAACAACUUGGGAGAGCCGAUCCCCAUCUCCAGGGCCCACGAGCACAUUUUCGGGAUGGUCCUCAUGAACGACUGGAGCGCUCGAGACAUCCAGAAGUGGGAGUACGUCCCCCUUGGGCCGUUCCUGGGGAAGAGUUUCGGCACGACCAUCUCUCCGUGGGUGGUGCCCAUGGACGCCCUCCUGCCCUUUGCCGUGCCCAACCCGGAUCAGGACCCCAAGCCCCUGCCGUAUCUCCGCCACGACCGGCCCUACACGUUCGACAUCAACCUCUCUGUCACCCUGAAAGGAGAAGGAAUGAGCCAGGCAGCCACCAUAUGCAGGUCCAACUUUAAGUACAUGUACUGGACGAUGCUCCAGCAGCUGACCCACCACUCUGUCAAUGGCUGCAACCUUCGGCCGGGGGACCUCUUGGCUUCUGGAACCAUCAGCGGGCCGGAGCCCGAAAGCUUUGGCUCCUUGUUGGAGCUGUCCUGGAGGGGAACGAAGGCCAUCGACCUGGGGAACGGACAGACCAGGAAGUUUCUGCUGGACGGGGAUGAAGUCAUCAUAACAGAAGUACACCCGUCUCCUGCAACCGCUAACCCACAGAAGCAGUCCAGCUACCCUGCAGAAACACUACCUUGAGGGUGGUGUGCAUCUUCCUUUCCACGCAUCCACAGAAAUCCUAGAGUUCCUUGAACCGUACCCUGAAAACACAUCUAUCUCACACGCAAAGAGACUGGAAUAUGGGGAGCAGGAGUUCUCUCGGAGUCUCAGAGCAGUGAGAGCUGAACUUGGAGCCAGCCCGCCUUUCUGGCCCGGCCAGGCCUGUGCCGUGGGCUCUGGGGGGCUCUCAGGGAAGGAGGGAUGUGCCAGACGCUCACAACAGGACUCGGUCCGGCCUCAGACACAGACUCUGCGAUCCCAGGCCCAGGAUCUGCCGUAAGUUCUCAUCAGACACCCUGCAUAGGUUGUAGAGGUCAGACUUCGGAGAGGCUGCCUUUGGACCACCUCUGUCUUGUCUGGGGCCGGGACAAGGGGCUCUAGAACCUUGCAGCAUGCCCCAGAUUAUCUGUGUUUUCUGGAUCCUUCUGGCUGGGAUGAACGCCAAGGAUGUGCACUCAGAAAAACAGAUUCGCCUUUCCGCCCUCCAGAUGGAGUGUGCUCAUUAACCUUAAUUACCGGGCAGGCGCGUUCCCUCCGGCUCCAUUUCAGAGAGAGGACACGACACCCAAGAGAGAGUGGAACGCAGAGCUCAGCCGUGUUAUGGGAGCUGAGGAGCCGGCCCCCCCGGAGGCCCGCUCAGGGGUCCCCAGCAUCACGGAGUUGUCCUUGAGCACGGAGCCUGCACCAGCCAAGGGGUCCAUCUGCCACCUUCUUGGGGAGGCGGGAGGUGAACCGGCUUCAGAGUCAGGGAUUCUGGGUGGGAAUGAGCCUCCAGGGAAAUGGCUCUGGGCUUCCCGGCACACUUAGCCCAGCGCGCGGUCUUGGGAUGGCGGGCUAGUGGCUCCAAGUGGAGGCGAGUCCUGCCCAAAUGCCACGGUCCAAAUAUAGAAGCUGGAAGUAAGUAUCUCAGUCGGGGCUUUAGGGAAAACUAGCAACAAGGGUACACAGAUACGCGAUUCGCGUGUACAUUCGUGUCCCAGCCCGGGGCUGGGGUGAAACACUCAGGCCUCGCCGGAGGGCUGGUGGGUUUCUUCGUCUCUGCGCCCGUGUGUGUCUUCGUCCGCUGGGGGGGACGCGAGCAACGGAAUGCCAGCUUCUCCCAGUUCUGGAGGCUGGGAGUCCCGGGGGAGGAUCUGGCGGGUUUGUUUCUUCCUGGUUUGUAGAUGGUCACCUUGCCACGGCGGCCCUGCCUCAGUGUGUGCGCGCAAAGAGGAGACCGCUCUCUCUUCUCUGUGUAAGGCCACCGUCUUAUCAGAGUAGGACCCUGACCUUUACGAACUCAUCUGACCUCCUGAAAGCCCUCUGUCAUCGCACUGGGUGUCAGGACUCCAACAAGUGGAUUUGGGGGCGGGGGGCACAAUUCGGUCCGUGGCCGCGUAUGAGUUCCCCGGGGAAGGGUCCGAGUCUGACUGCGGGGCACGGGCGGCCUGGGGCCGGGCCAGGCCCGCACCCUGCGGGGGGUUGGUAGAUGUCCCGAAGGUGAGGACCAGUGUCUGGCUGUGGUCCCGCAGACACCGAUAGUAAGAGGACGGGGUGACUGGAACAGCCGCUUAUUGUUGUGGGGAGAAACGGCGGGCCGUGCGGACUCGGGGAGCUCACGCAGAUACGCGGAUGGGAGCUGCUCACGUGCCAGCACCAGCCGCUUCUGUAAAUAGAAGAGCCAUUGGGAAAGAGCCACCAGGAAAGAGCCAUUGAGAAAGCCGAGUCAGGGUCACGUCCCCAGAUGGCAGACGGGUUACAUGCACGGCGUGUGCUCAGGACAGAGCAGUCAUCCGGUGUCUUAACCUCACACCAAUCACAUUGUCCUGCGUGCCUCUACUUGGUGGCCUCCCUCCUCUGUCAGGGGGAUUAGCAGACUGGUCAGAGGGAGGGAUGGGUGCGUGUUCAGAGAUGAUUAAGACGGUGACAUCUUCCAGAUGGACGAGAGGCGUGGAGGGGAUAGGAUCCAUGCAAUACUGUGGUUACGACUUGUCUCCUGAUAUUCAUCCGUUCACUUAGAAACAGAGUGCGCGAAAGCGGGGAGGGACAGGGAGAGAGCGAGAGAAUCCCAAGCAGAUUCCGCAUAGUCAGCAAGGCCUUCCAAUAUUGAAACCUCUCUAAUCUCUAAGGAACCUUCCAGAACAAGGAGGCAGAAUGAAGCAGCGGUGUUUUGGAUAAAAAGCAAGAGAACACGUCUGCCGAGAGCAUGCCUCGUCACCGCGCCGUGCCUUGAUAAGCCCUCGCACGGUUCUGCUGUGUCAUUCUGUGAUAGAUGCUGCUGCGGCUGCUGUCCCUCGGAUCUGGGGUUCCCUUCACCAUGCAGCGGGCUCAGCUCCCAGCCUCCGCGUGGCUUGCUCCCGGCAGCUCACAUCUACGGUUUCUUACCAGCCUGCCCUGGGGUUACUGCAGCUGCUCCCUCCCGUGCGUGCAGAGAGCUGGGCGUCCCCGGGAGCUUACGACACCCGUGCCCUCAAGGGCCCUCCGCCCAUCCAGAUUGCAGAAGAUGCUACCAUGAGGACAUUCGCUGUCAGGAAAGUGUGUGCUGGACGGGAGGCGCCGGGGGUGGGACCGGACCGCCUUCUGCCAGUGCCGAUCAGAUUAGCUGGGUGGCUCUGGGAUUCCCCCAGCCAUCUCAGCAGAAGCCAGGAACAGAAAGGACAUCCUCCAGGAAAGACCUUUGGAAGACUGUCCCGUGGAGUAGGGAGAAGCCCUGUGACACACAUGGGCAAUACACACAGGCUUUGAGGCUAUUAUACCAGUAGAAACGCUACCAGCGUGGGCCGAAAAGGACAGAGAAGAGACUGGAUGAAAGGCGGCUGCUGGGCUCUCAAACUUCUACAAGCAGAACACAGGCUGGUAGGGACAGUUGCCAUCAACGUGUCCCACCCUUCAGGAACACAGAAGGAUGAUCCUUAGGGCAAGGGCCUGGGCCCAGAGGGCUACAGAUUAUUCCCAGGCCCUGAAAACGAAUGGCUUUCCUGGUGGAGUUUUAAAAUGGCUCCGGACGGUGACUCCUUUCUUUAAUUCGUUUUCUCUUUUGAAAUGGAAAUGUGUGUAACUGUUAUCCUGUGCCUGUCCCACCAGUGUAUUGUUGGAGCGGAUAACUCAUUUUCCGGGUCCCCACAGGUAGAAAAGGAUUUGCCCCAGGAUGGAUCAUAUGCAGAAUAUCACCAACACCUAAUUUAGACAGUCGAGAAAAGAUUUUGGGUUCGGGUUGAUGGUGUCAUGGGUUGGAAUGGGGUGAACACAUACAGGAUGGACUGGAAUCUUUGGAGGCCAGAGAGUGGGCUGCAGGAGGCUGAGUAACGGCCCCGCAAGAAAUCCAUAGCGAAUCUUUGGGACCUGCAAAUGUCACCUUAAGUAGCAAAACAAACUUUGCAGAUGGGAUGGAGUUAAGGGUCUCGAGACGGGGGGAUUCUCCUGGGUUUUCUGGGCCACACGGAACCACAGUUGUCCUUGCGAGAGCGACACGGGGCAGCUCUUGACUGUAGUGGGGAAGGAAACGUGGCCGUGGAAGCAGAGAGGGGCGAUGGGGCCAAGAAUGGGCUCUCCCAGAAGCCACCGGAAAGAACCAGCCUCAAUUCCUGCCCCCCGCCCCGGACUCAUUUUGGACUUCUGACCUCCAGGACUGGAGCAGCCUGCAUUUAUGUGGUUCCAAAACACCCAGACUUGCAGCAAUUUUGUGCACAGGCAAGAGGAAGUCACAAUCCUUUUGAUUCUGACAUCCGGUCUCUAAAAGGCAUAAGGCUAUUUUUGCUUUCUUUCCCCAUGAUUGGAGAACCGGAAACCAACCAACCAAGGGCACACAAGAACACGAUGUCUGGCUACUGGAUGAGGGGUGACUCACGAGCAGGCUGUCAGAAAAAUAAGCUUCCUUGAAAGGGAACUGAAAGCCAAAACGAGGGGGAACGUGUAUACCGGCUUGGGCGCCGAUGCAGUCAGACGAGGCAGCCAUACAGCCGGGGAGAGGGGUGGGGGGAAGACAUGGCACAAAGACGUGGAGAGCAGCCGUGGUGGGGAAACUGAGGCAUGGGCCCUGGCUCCAGAAGCCCCAGCUCUUCCCCGCCUGCUGACCCACCAUGCACCACAGCAGUGAGAGGCCAGAGCAAGGACGUCGGCCGGGACCCCAAGACACAAUGGGAGGGGACAGGGCAAGGCCAUUCUUGUCUUUCCACUAAAAGAUCUGUGUUUUGAAGGGACCCUAGUGAACUUCUCUUCCUCACAAAAUCACUCUCCAGGGGCGCCUGGGUGGCUCAUUCCCUUAAGCAUCUGACUCUUGAUUUCGGCUCACGUCAUGAUCUCACGGUUCAUGAGAUCGAGCCCCGCUCUGGGUGGGAUUCUGUUUCUCCCUCUCUCUCUGCCCCCUCCCCCGCUUGCUCAACACUGUCUCUCUCAAAAUAAAUAAAUAAACUUAAAAAAAAUAAGAUAAAAUAAAAUAAAAGAUAAAAUACAAUCGCUCUCCAACAUAAAACACCUUGAAAAUCACCAAAAAGCCACGGGUAGCACCACACUUCUCCAGAAUGCUGCAUGAGGCAGUGCGACGUCACGGGAAAACUCAGACUCCGGAGACUCACUGUUGACUAGCGGAGCCCCCGGAAGACGUUGCCCCAUUCAGCCCCAGUCCCCUUGCCUGUAAGACGGGGGUGUCCUGGGGGUCCUUUUCCGGGCCACGUCUUCCCUUCGCCCGUGAGCACAGGACAGAAUAUACCUUGCAGGCUUUCGGUUACUCCCGGUCUGCUCCGAGCCUGCCCGCUGUCUCUCGGGUAUCCCCCCACAUUCGGGGGGACCCCCACAUUCGGACCUGUGCCUGCCUGGAUCCAGCUUGCUUCGGGGCCCCCUCUGUUUGUCAGCACCCGUGUUCGGCACAUGGCUUCAACGUGCAAAUGCGGAUCUGGGGUCCGGGCCACCUGACGUCUGCUGUGCUGGGCGAGAGCUGCUCUGGCUCAUCUGUCCCUCACUCUGUGUCCCCGUCUGGCCUGAGCUUUGUCCCCACGGGCGACAGCAUCCCCUGAGGCCCUCCCGCGGCGGCCCCGUCUGUGCCUUCCACGGCACGGCUCCAGCCCACACCUGGCCCCAGACACCCCCGACCUCUGGGGCAAGAGGUCAGGGUCCUGUCCACCCUCCGCUCCGCUCGGUGCCUCUGAUAUUUCCAAGCUUCCUGGGAAUUAACGGGAACUCUUCUUAUCCCACAAGUAAAGAAAAGCGAAUGCAAGUUAUCUACCCGCCCUUCAAGCAAAACAAAACGGCUUUAAGACGCACCUUUUGCACCACGAAAGGAGCCAAAGUGAAGAAUCCAAGGGGAGGAAACCAGGAAGAGAAGAGUAAAACCAGCAAGGCAAUAAUCUACAGCAUAGACAACUGUAAUACAGGCAGAUACACGGCGACACAAAUGUUAAAAAUACUUUUUAAAUAAAACUUACAUAACCUAAAGGCUUUAUCAGUAACGGCGACACAAAUGUUAAAAAUAUUUUUUUUAGAUAAAACUUACAGAACCUAAAGGCUUUAUCAAUAUAAUUUUAUUUCAAUGAAAGUUAGUGGGGUAAAGUGGAAGGAAAUUAGAGCACAAGCCAUUUUUUAUAUUAUCUGGGCAGGCCAAUAAGUAUUACUUUAAUAUUGAUAGAAAAUCACACGUUCAGAUGUGUUUAAACAUUUAAAAUAACAGUGGAGGAAUGAGAGGAAAUGUGUGAACAGUAUGACUGAUAAGCUGAAUAGACAUUUUGAUGGCCGACAUGUUAUUUUCGAGUACACGUUUUUCAAAAUGCACGUUAUUUUCAAAUAUCCACGGAACGCUUAUCAAAUUGAUUUAAUAUAGGGCUACAAAGAAAAACGUGGGUACGUUUUAAAAAGUGGGAUUUGGGGGGAGCGCCUGGGUGACUCGGUUGAGCGCCCGACUCUUGCUUUCAGCUCCAGUCGUGAUCUCACGGUUCAUGAGAUUGAGCCCCGCGUGGGGCUGUGCUGACGGCUCAGAUUGCGAGUCUCCCUCUCUCUCUCUCUCUGUCCCUCUGCUUGCUUUCCCUCUCAAAAAUAAAUAAAUAUUAGAAAAAAAAUUUUAAGCGGAAUUUUUAUAGGCUGUUUUCUGACCACCAAAAAUUAAGCAAACUAACAAACCACCAAGCCAUUUGACUUAAAUAGCAUUCAAAAGGUAGUUACCGAGGGGCGCCUGGGUGGCUCAGUCA
Molecule: messenger RNA, 7682 nt
Organism: Prionailurus viverrinus (fishing cat)
Lineage: Eukaryota; Metazoa; Chordata; Mammalia; Carnivora; Felidae
Gene: FAH
Product: fumarylacetoacetate hydrolase
Exons: 15
Coding region: 103-1506 (467 amino acids)
Biological process (GO): L-phenylalanine catabolic process; homogentisate catabolic process; L-tyrosine catabolic process
Molecular function (GO): fumarylacetoacetase activity
Source: RefSeq, a predicted model, not a curated record